GGAAAGUCAGGAACCACAACUUCGCUAACUUAACAGCAGGUAUUGAGCCUUGUGCUGGCCAUGGGGGACAUGAAGACCCCAGACUUUGAUGAUUUGCUGGCAGCUUUCGACAUCCCUGACAUUGAUGCUAAAGAGGCCAUCCAGUCAAGUCCAGAGGAGGAACGAGAUGAGGUGGUGACUAAUAUUGAGGAAAGAGAGACGAGGUCCCCAUCGUGCUUUCCCCUGCUCUCCUGCCAAAGUGAGCCGCCUGUGGUCAGCGUUAUUGUGAAGAACAAAGUACGGUCUGAGUCCUGUGAAGAGGAGGAGAGCUCUGUCAGGGAUGAUGACAAAACAGACAAUCAUUCAAACAGUGGUUCAGACUCUGAGAUUCAGGUCAAGUUGAGUGAUGUCACCUCACAGGUGGGUACCAAAUCCCCUGCUGAAUCUGCUGUGGAGCCCCAGAUUGCCAAUGGCUUCGAAGGAUCUGCCACCAGUGAUCAGGGACAGUCAGACGCAGAGCCAUGGCCCCGGCGUUCACCGUCACUGAGUGAUAACAAAGAAGAAUGUGAUAAAGGAGCUGGAUUAGUGCAGCACACGACUGAUGUCAUGAGCAGUUUGAAGAGUCAUCUAUACCCUGAGUCUUCGAGUGGCACCAGUCCCAAAUCCUCACCUCCUCCCUCCCUGCAUUCUUUGAGCCCUCACCUUCCUCCUCGCGCCCCUCAGACAGAGGAAACAUGUCCGCAUGACAGUUCGCUGCCCUCCCCUUUACCCCAAAAUGGGAAUAUUAAAGUUGGAAUUGAGCGUGGCACACACUCUGAUGAAGAUGACUCAGAACCAGACUUGGGUAGUCCACUGGUGAUCCAGGAGAGCCCAGAAUUUGUAAUGCCCUCACCUCCAAAAUUUAAACACAGAGCAAAACUUCAGUCUGAGCUGCUUAGGUCCCCUGAAACCACUUCAUGCCACCAUUCUCUUCCUCCUCCACCUCUCUCCUCGUCUCUAGCUUUGGUUAAACCUAAAGUCCAACGUGCACAGGGGGGGCGACCUACCACCCCCACUUCUCCCUCCACAGCUCCUCAGCCACACAGCCCCCAAGACAGCCUUCCAUCUGUCAAUCUGGGCUCUGCAUCAGUCCAAGGGGAGAAAUACCCAGAGCAUGUGAUUGAUGAGAGGGACUCGCCAGAGAGCCCGCCACCCAGUGAGACGGGUCUUGUAUUCCCUAAGAGAAGCAGUAGCAGCCCUGAUUCGGCCCCAACACCAGGUCUAGUAAAGAACCACAUGGCCUUCGAUCAUCAAGAGGAGCACAUGGAAACUGAGCCCAGCCAAGAGGACAGGACAGAUAACACUAAGGAGCAACCAGAAAAGAUGGCUGGAGAUGUGGAAAACAACGAGAAAUGUGGUAAUGGCACGUCAUCUGAGGAUCCUGUGUCUGCUAGUGCUUCACAGACAGUUUCAUCUCCUUUGCGCCCCCUCAAAGUUAAAAUCAAAAUGCCUUCAGGGAACUACACAAGGACUGUGACUGGUGUGGGACCUAAAAGAAAUGUAAGAGCCACUUCUAGGGGUUCAAAACCUUCAUCAGAAGGCCAUAACACAAGAUCCAGGAAGGAGGUAUCACAGCAGUCUCUUGCAAUGGCAGUUCUCCAGGAUGCAUGUCCUGUAACCACAGAAGGUUUCGGUACAGUCAAAGACAAACCCGCCGGGACCAUUAAGCCUAAAGUUUCCCCCACAGCUGUCAACAUCACCAAAACCGCAGCCCUGCCCUCCAUCUCUGUCUCGUCUGCCAGAGUCAGCCAAGGUGGGAUCAACCUGCGGAGCCUUGGUCAGAAAGCUUUCAAGAGUGGGGCGACACUGCCUUCACCUGCAGCUCUACUUCCUUCUCAAGGUAGCAGCAGACCUGCCUCCAUUGUCAACAGCACCGGUGCGAUCAUAUCCAAGAGUCAGACCAACCUGGUAGAAGCCUUCAACAAAAUCCUUAACAACAAGAAUCUGCUGCCCAGUUAUAAACCAGAUCUGAGUUCUCCUCCUCCUGCAGAGUGGGGCCUUCCUCUACCUGCACAGGGUUACCGCUGUUUGGAGUGCGGCGAUGCCUUUGCCCUAGAGCAGAGUUUGGCGCGGCACUAUGAUCGGCGCUCAUUGAGGAUUGAGGUGACUUGUAAUCACUGUGCCAAGCGCUUGGUCUUCUUCAACAAGUGUAGCCUGCUUUUACACGCCAGAGAGCACAAGGAGAGAGGUCUGAUCAUGCAGUGUUCACACCUGGUCAUGAAACCCGUACCUGUGGAGCAGAUGAUUGUCCAUCAGGAGCUGACGCAAAAUGGUGUGCUUCCUUCGGCAUCAUCAUCUUCCUUAUUAGGCCAGGCCACCCCAAUCUCAGUAGCCCAGCCUCAUCAAGGAAUAUCUAAUAAGAAAGCAGACACCGUGCAGUACAUCAGUAAUAAAUGUCCUGAGUGUCAGACUCAGUUCAGCAGUAAAGAAGAGGUGGCCCAGCAUUUCCAAGAAAUCAAAUCAGCACACACCAAUUCGUGCACAGAAUGUUCUCCACCAAUGCUCCUGCCCAACAGCUGUAGUGCAGCAGCUCACCAACGCAUCCACCAAGGCAGCCAACCGCACGUCUGCCCAGAGUGCGGUGGCACGGCCAAGCAGCCACACUUUCAAACACAUCUGGAUGAAACUUGUUUGCACUUUGCACGCCGCAUCGGGUACAGAUGUUCCAGUUGCCAGGUGGUGUUUGGAGGGCUGAACUCAGUGAAGUCUCACAUCCAACAGUCUCAUUGUGAUAUGUUCCACAAGUGCCCCAACUGUCCCAUGGCUUUUAAAUCUGCCCCCAGCAUACAGAACCACAUCACUGCCCAACAUCCGACGCUCACUGAAGGACAGGCCAUCAUGAUCUAUAAAUGUGUCAUGUGCGACACAGUUUUUACACACAAGCCCCUGCUGUACCUCCACUUUGACACUCAUUUAACCAAUCAAAAGGUGCAAGUGUUCAAAUGCCCUGAGUGCACUAAGCUGUUUUCUCAGAGGAAUUCCCUAAUGGACCAUUUCAAGUCCCACAAGACUCCCACUUCCAAAAAAGUCGAAGGCAAAGAGUUGCCUUCAACUCCAGCCACUUCCUCUUGUUCACGGCCAUCAGUGAAGUUGGAGAGCUCAGAUGGGGAAGAACUGACUGAUCAAGAUAAAGAGGAGAAAGUGAAGACGGAUAGGAUAAAGACCCCCUCAGGGUGGAAGUGUGUGCCUUGCCACGCUCGCUACACAGACCGGGAAGAAUUCAUUGCCCAUAUGGCAAAACAGCAUAACAAGAUACUGAAGAAGUUUCCUUGCAACAAAUGUGAGAGCUCCUUCACCACCACCUCCAGUAUGAGACGUCACAUCAGAGACAAACACAAAGUCAUGAGUCGUUCCUUCCGCUGCCAGUUCUGUACUGACAGUAAGAAAACAUUCAGCAGCAGAGCGCUCUUGGAGAGGCAUGUUCAGCUCAGACACAGUACGGACACUGUGAAACAGGACACAUUGAUGGGAGGCAGAGAUGAGGCAGAGAGCUCCUCAGAACAGGACAGCAGUUUAGGGACCCGCCGCAGACGGAGAGGAGCUGUGAAGGUGGAGCAGGAUGAAGAAUCCACAGAUGGAGUGAGUCCAGUGAAAAAGCUGCGCUCUGCCUCCGCACCUGCACCUUACCCUCUCCCUGAGUCGGGGUUCCGCUGUGCCCCCUGCGGCUUCACCACCGAGGUCCAGGCCAUGUUCCUGGAGCACAUCGUCCAGCACCGGCGAGGGGCGCCAGAGGCCAGCGACCAGCAGUGUCUGCAGUGUGGCGCCUGCUUCACAUCCAUCUCCUCCCUGUCACGCCAUCGCUUCAUCAUGCACAAAGUGAGAGACACUGACAACCAGCAAGCCAGUGCGUGCCUGGCUGGUUCCCCUCUUAACAGCAAGAACCCUGAUGACAGGAGUUCGCUGGACGGUUUUGCACCAGCAUCGCCCUCCUCUCAGCUAUCCAUGGCUCAAGGGAAGGAAGAGGAGGCCACACUGGCCUGUAAGGUGUGUGGCAAACAAUUUGAGAAGUCAGCAGAUCUGAAUACACACUUCAGAACUCAUGGUAUGGCUUUUAUCAAUGCAAGGAAUGCAGGAAAAACUACCUAAGAUGCUAGAUGUGAGGGGAGGGGUAGAGUCAGUAGAUGAUGAAAACGUGCCUUAUUUAUCCCUGACUGCUCCUCAAAGUGUAGGUCAGCACACUGAUGCACUAAUUUAACCAAAGAUUACUAGAAUCAAAUUUCUAUGUUAAUAGAUUGUAAAACAAUCAAAUCUGAUACUCACUGGGCGAGACAAGCCUCAACUUUCUACUUGUGACACUCAGGAUCUAACGCAGCGUUUCUGUGUUCAGUAACGAUACUAAUGAGAUUACAGCUACUUCCCAGGCAGCGGGCCGUUAGUCUGACUAGUUCACCGCUGUGACCACAUUCACACAUUAAUGUGCCAGUAGAGACCCGUGAAUGUUAGUACUGGAUUUUACUGUGAUUAUGAUGGUUUUUUCAAUGAAUGUUGAUAGACAGCGAUGGAAUGUGACGGUUUUGAUUUCAAUAUUUCAUCCUACUGAGACUCUUGAAUGCCAACCCAGGAGUUAUUCACUUUGCAAAGUCCUUUUUUAAGUAUAUUUUUAGAGAAUGAUUGCAGGGGAUAGAGUACGUUAGCUCAGUGGCUAUCAAGUAUGUGUACUUCUAACUUAUUUCCAGCCAUUAUUCAAAAUAUAAUAAUACAAUAACAUUUUAGAUUGAUUUAUAACUUUAAAGGCAGCCAUUGGCGAAUACACAUUUUAAUGUGUGUGUGUGUGUAUAUAUGAACAUUUAUUUACAAAGACUUGAAGUUUGCGUGAGAUAUGUAAGCCGUCAAAGCUGUGCUGAAGUGGGAGGAUGGUAAAGAGGGAAUUUUGUACUAAAGAUUUGUGAUAUGUGUAAGAUACCCACUUACUUUGUCCAACCUGAAACUCCAAACAAGCUUCAGCUGAUCUUCUAAACUAAUGGAGGAUAUUGAUCGUAACGCAACGUACUGUGGAUUUUUUCCCCCCUUCGCUAACACUGAAAUCAUGUCAGAGGGAUCUUUUCGCUGCCCAAUAAGAGCAAUCAAUAACUGUUUUUGAGAACUUGUCUCAGCAAGUUUUAUAUUUCUUCAGGUUUCUAUUCAUACUUGACUGAAAUAAACAGGUAGUUUUCUGAAAAAAAAGGAGUCAACUUGAAAAAAUAUAGUGUAUUGUGAUAAUGGUCAGCAAUGAUCUGAAGUCGACACAAUUUGUAGUUAUCGGGGUAGAACUUUCGAAACCAUUGAAAUGAAGGUUUAACUCUUUUUAAGUGUAAUGUGCUGCAUUUACAUCAGAUAACUGAUUAAUUCCUUCUCUGUGAGGAAGUAAAAUACUGUAUUUUGGGCUUUUGGUAUGGGGACCUAUGUUUGUCUAAAUCCUGUUUCAUAAGAUCACUGUAAACAAAAGAUCAGUUUGUAUGUUUUGAUUCAUUACGAGAACCAUGUGUUUGAGUUUUUCUUCUGUCUUUGGCACUGCUACAUCUUAAAAUUAAGAUUAUUCUGCAUAACUGGAUGUAAUCAGAUGUAUUGUAUUCAGUUUUGAGUGCUGUGUCGUGAUUUGAUUUUUGAUUUGUCAACUUGCAUCAUUUUCAUCUGUUCAUGGCUGGCUGGAAUAUCUCUGACUGCAGGAUCUAUAGACUGAGCUAAAGUCCACUGUUUAAAAAAAAAAAGAAGAAAGAAAUACAUUUCUUUUUAUGUGCUGUAGUUGUCUAUGACCUGUGUGUGAUUGUGUUUACUUUCUCAGGAUAUUAUCCAAUGCUUUAACACACAUCGCUCUAUUUUUAUGUUUUUGCAUUGACAAGAUAAGUUCUAACCAAACAUUUAAUAAAAAAAGAUAAAUAAAAUCUGGCACAUUAUCAGUUGAAUUGAUGUCUUCUUUAUAACUUGUUUCAUCCUCCAUUUUAACAGUGAUGUGAUGUCUAAAUAAGUGAG
Molecule: messenger RNA, 5967 nt
Organism: Scomber japonicus (chub mackerel)
Lineage: Eukaryota; Metazoa; Chordata; Actinopteri; Scombriformes; Scombridae
Gene: znf687a
Product: zinc finger protein 687a
Exons: 11
Coding region: 61-4104 (1347 amino acids)
Source: RefSeq, a predicted model, not a curated record